CAGGGCGGGGGUUGGUGUGGCCGGUUCGUUCCGUAGCGGGCAGCGGCCGGUCUCUCUCCGGGUGCACGGUCUCCCCGCGGGACCCCUCGCGCGAGACUCCGCCCCGGGGACACCUGCGGCGGAGAGCCGGCGCCUCGCGGGGGUGCAGCGGGUUCGCGCUCCCGGGAUCGCUGCCUCUCGGAGCCGCCGAUCUCUUCCCACCCUCCCCCGGGAACAUGAGUGACGGGGCGGGGAGCGAGCGGCAGCUGCUGCCCCGGCUCUGCCGCCUGGAGAAGGGGCCGAACGGCUACGGCUUCCACCUGCACGGGGAGAAGGGCAAGGUGGGCCAGUUCAUCCGGCUGGUGGAGCCGGACUCCCCGGCCGAGACGUCGGGGCUGCGGGCCGGGGACCGGCUGGUGGAGGUGAACGGCGAGAACGUGGAGAAGGAGAGUCACCAGCAGGUGGUGAGCCGCAUCCGAGGCGCCCUGGGCGCCGUGCGCCUGCUGGUGGUGGACCCGGAGACCGACGAGCAGCUGCAGAAGCUGGGCGUCCAGUGCCGGGAGGAGAUGAUCCACGGGCUGCCCGCCGCGGGGCCGGAGAAGCCGGAGGAGAAAAGUAACGAGGAGCCGCAGGAGGCACCGAAGGAGGAGGCACCGAGGGAGCAGGCGGAGAGGCCAGUCGGGGAGGAGAAGAGCCACCCUGCGGAGCGGAAAGAGCUGCGGCCUCGUCUCUGCCUGAUGAAGAAGGGCCCUAAUGGCUACGGAUUCAACCUCCACAGUGACAAAACCAAGCCGGGGCAGUACAUCCGGGCCGUGGAUCCAGACUCGCCGGCUGAAUCAUCAGGGCUACUUCCGCAAGACCGCAUCAUCGAGGUGAACGGACAGUGCAUGGAAGGGAAGCAGCACUCUGACGUGGUGACAGCUAUCAAAGCUGGGGGAGAUGAGACCAAGCUGCUGGUGGUGGAUAGCUUAACAGAUGAGUUCUUCAAGACGUGCAAAGUCGUUCCCUCGGAGGAGCACUUGACAGGUCCCUUGCCAGAGCCAGUUGCCAACGGCGAAGUAGAGAAGGAGGACAGCAGAGAGCAGCGGCCAGAGUCCGUGUCUGAAAGUCCAUCGAGCCCUGAGCCAAUGGCUGUGUCCCCCUCUUUGAAAGACACCUACAGCGAGUCUGACUCGCAAGAGGAGGAGAAGCGAAACUCCACGCCCGAUCCACUCCUGGACCUCAACGUUCCCCUGGCUGUGGCCAAGGAGCGCGCGCACCAGAAACGCACCAGCAAGAAGGCGCCGCAGAUGGACUGGAGCAAGAAAAACGAACUGUUCGGCAAUCUCUGAAAAGCCCCCCGGCAGAGGAGAGGAGAGGUAGCAAACUCUCCAGCGUCUGGCCCAAAUCUCCACCAGCAUCUCGCUUUCUUCCCAGUCUCCAGUUUCGCUAGGGAGCGGAGUCCUUUUCCCCCACACUUGGAUUGCACAAUUUGGUUUUCUCUACUGUAAUCUAAAGGAAAAAAGCACAAUGGCUCCUUUUGCGAGUUUCCAGAGCAGUGUUAACAUUCAGAGAACGACAAGAUGUUUUUUGUGUGUCUCAAUAGCUUGGGGUUCAUGCGUGGUAAGGGGUUGGACCAUUCCACGGGCCCAAAUCAAACCCCUAUGUGUUUGCAGUGGGCACUGUGGAACACCUCUCAUUCUCACUGGCUUUUUACUGAAAGCUUAAACCCAUGUAAAUGCAGGGAAGACGUUCAGCAGUGACGUGGGAUUUUGAGUGCCUGACUUGAGACCCCUUAAAGAGGCCUGAUUUGAUGCUUGGCUCUUAAAGGAGCUUGGAUAUAUUUUCUGGUGUCUCCAGCUGAGCACCCAAAAUCACUAGACAUAUCUGAAUAUCUCAGCCUUAGGUUUCAGUGUAUUUUAAGCUUCAGUUUGGCCAAGAACCAAACAACAUUCCUUCCAAGAGUUACUAUUUGUUUAGGGUGAGUUUUUGUUGUUUUUUACCUCUGACCUGGGGCUUCCAUCUACAAUGAUCCACCCCCAUCAAAUCCCCUGGUCUGAAGGUACCCAGAGGGCACUGUAGUUGAAUCAGUUUAACCAAGCACUUGUGUGAAUGCCAUGAAACCGGUGUCCUGAACACACCUCACCGAACCAUUUGUCCCAGGCCAACUGGAAGCGAACUUUCAAAGGAUCUAGCUCCCUAGGGUAGCUGAGGCCUGAGACCAGAGGGGCUUCCCUUGCCAUGUUAUACCCGGGGGGUUUGUUCCUGCAGGGGAGGGCUGUUUGGACCAAGCACAAUGACCGAUAACUGCAAGCAGGAAUCUCCUCCGAUGUCUGGUUACUCCUGGAGACCGAACCGAUCAGGGUUUUGAAUACUGAAAUGUAUAAUGUAAAGGUUUUUAAAUAGACUCUCUCCGUUUUCUGAAAUGAGAUGUUUCCAAUCACACUGAUUUUUAAGGGGGGGUGGGGAAAAAGAUUUAUUCUGUGGCGAUUUUUCCCUGUGGAUGUUUUAUUUCCGUGUUUGCGAUCGAGGUAUUAUUGUAUGUCAAGCUCAAGAGAAAUGCUCUUUACCGGGGAAAAAAAAAAUCCCUCCUGACUUUGUGUGUUCAUUGGAUGGCUAAAUCCUUCUAAAGCUGUCUGCCUGGGGGCUCUGAGCAAUCCCGAUUGAGCACCUCGGCUGCACUGUGGAGAGAGAUGUGAUCAUGUAACUGCCAAUGGCUGCUGACAGUGAACGUGUUUCAGCACCUCCACCUAGCAACCAUUGUCCAGGAACAACCCUCUAUGAACUGCCCUAACAUGCUGCCCUACUGCGCUAGUGCAUUGUGGGGAAAAUCUGGGCAGCGCUCCUGUGCUGGCUCAGCUACUGGUGCAAUGCAUUUUGGGAUAGCCUCCUGCCCAGAGGUGGGACUGGCUUACCUGGCUUGGCAGGCACAGGUGGGCAGGCCUUCUCUCCCAACAGAAGGGGCAGUAUUAAAACUCGGCCACAGCCUGGCACCUGAAUGUGUACCCACGCCUGUUAAGUGGGAGCAGCCGUCAACUGUGUACGAGCUCAUAACAAUGCUGUGGUGUAGACGGGACCCUGGGGCAGGGGGAAUUGCACUUCAGGAAAUGUCUGCUAGUGCGGUUUUCGUGGCUAAAGUGCUGCUUGUGCGGUGGUCCUGCUUGGGGUCGGGAUAAAGGCCAGCAGCCAUAUCCUGCCCCUUAUUUUCAGAGUAAGAAUAAUUGCCGCUGGUGUGGCUCUGUUUAAGCCCCUCCCUCCAUCAGAGCAUGGGAAAUUCCAAGCCUGCUGAAACUGGUGGUUUAAAGGUUUCCGGUACAUUUGGAUGGUGGCACUUUGCAAUGUAGUGAUGCAUUCUGGGCCAGCUGGCCGCCUUCUGGAACCUAGCGAGAGGCGGGGAGCAGGAAGAGAGGGAUCGGCUGGACCCUCUGUGGGUUAAUGUCUCUGGAUUAUUAAAAUGCUCUAAUCCCUGCUGCUCUGGGGGGGUAGGAGGAGGUGCCCAUGAGGCUGCCGUGUGUACCAGUUGUAAUCUGCUAGGGCUGUUGCUGGAAAGGAUUCCCAGGGUAGGGUCAGAGCAAGCCUGAGGGACUGUCUUAUCGCCGUGUUUACUGACCUGAUUAGAGGGCAGCAGCCCCUAAACUCUCUGCGAAAAUAAACCAGCUGCUCCGCAGUCCAUCACCAUUUCACAAGACUGUGCACAUUCCAAAACAAUCCCAAGUGGCCCAGGCCGGUAAACAUGGGGGUUGCUUCAUCAGAGCCUCUCUCAAAUGGCAGAGAGGAAGGGGUUGGUGUUGGGUGAGGUUGGAACAGGCUGACACAGAUUUCCCUCCCCUCUGGUAAGGAUGUGAUGAGAGUGUGUGUGGGGGGGGGGGGGUGGAAGACUGCUUGGGUGAAUUCCAGGAAUUGACCUAGCAAAUCGCUAAGGUGUGUGCGCCUGACCUACAGUGGAGCAUCCAGGUAAGUGAGGAGCCGCUGGCCGUGAAGAAGAGCCUGAGAUGGGACUGGGACAGGAAUAAGGGGGAGGAAGCGUGGAAGAAAGGUCUACUCCAUACAUCAGACACGCCCAUGGUGCUGUAACAGCAUUUGGUGGGCAGGUGCAGACCAGAGGCUGGGAAGAAGGGCAGGGCCAAACAAAUGCACGAGGGCCUCCUUAAGGAGAAGCAGUUGCUGGAGGCAGGUAGGGUAUGCAGAUUUCUACGGGAGUGGGUGGCUUGUUUCCACUCCCAGUUGUGUAUGAGAUGGGCCUGGCUUGUGCUUGUUGACGAGCAAUGGCAUUUAGACUCUAAAGGAGGAAAACUACAGUAAGCGAGAGGAAGGUGAUAGCUGCAGAACAGUGAUGCCUGAUAGCGAAGGCAAUAGUGGGUAAACUUAGAGGACUGAUGCACUGACAAGUGCCAUAUCCCUUCUUGUGUGGCUUGUUCUCAUAGCAUACAGCCUCCUCCUGCGACCAGCGGGUGGAGUUGCUUCUUUAGCUCCUGGCAAGAGAAGUCUUUUGGCUGAAGAUCCUGGGUUCUAUCCCUGGUGGAGGUGACUAUUUGGAAUCAAAGUCAAUGGUUCCUGCCUGGGAGAAUAAGCUUAAAAUGAAGGUGAGAGCCGAACAGAGUAGUAGCACUAUGAUCAGAGUGCUCCACCCCGGCCCCAGAUUAUAACAGGAUAAUGGUUUGGGCUGUGUCAUAACACCAGACAGCAGCCUCUGUAUAAGAUGAUCUGUUACAGAAACUUUACUCUGACUCCAGUGCCCGCCUCAGUGGUGUAAUGACUUUAUUAGAAAAGCUGAACUAGAGCCGUGCAAUAACCCAGUCAUGGGAUAUUGUGGAUGUGGUGGCGAGAACGUGGCGUCUGUACUCUGUGAGCAGUGAGACGUCACUUAGAGGCUUGUAGUGGAGGAAAUAGGCCUUGGAGGGGAAAGUGUCCAGUGAAGUGCUUGCAGAGCCUGGCUGCAGAUAGAGAUUGUUCCAGGGCUGCCACCUUGUGGCUUGGGCUUAGCAGCGAAAUUGAUGUUUGCAGCACUAUUUCUGUGUGUGCACCAUGCUGAGUAGCUUAAGUGGGUUAAACAGAUAAGUCCUUAGCCUGCAGAAUGUACAGCUGAAAGGCGUGGGUGAGCACAGUACAAUGCAAAACAAACCAGGAUGGCUGUCUGGUCAUAACUGCAACAUCUCAUGUGGCAGGACUAUUUCUCUAAAGCACUAGAAACUUUCCAGGGCUCAAUUACAGUAGAACCUCAGGGUAACGGUCAACCACACACCUCAUUUGGAACUGGAGUGUGCAAUCAGGCAGCAGCAGAGACCAAAAAAAAGAGCAAGUAAAUGCAAUACAGUACUGUUAUAAACUACUAAAAAUAAAGGGAAA
Messenger RNA from Mauremys mutica (yellowpond turtle), 5304 nucleotides. RefSeq names its product SLC9A3 regulator 1 (gene NHERF1). Gene Ontology annotation, cellular component: apical plasma membrane. Gene Ontology annotation, biological process: protein localization to plasma membrane. Gene Ontology annotation, molecular function: protein-membrane adaptor activity; signaling receptor binding. The transcript is spliced from 6 exons. The record is from RefSeq and is a predicted model, not a curated record. Bases 216 to 1310 code for a protein of 364 amino acids. NCBI's taxonomy places the organism in Eukaryota, Metazoa, Chordata, Testudines, Geoemydidae.